AUACAAUGGAAUGGGUCUUAAAAACUUCUCAUGCAACCGCAAAAGUGGCUCGAGAUGUCACCAAGUAGCGGCCAUUAGAUGAAGGACCCGAGCUCGGGCAGCCAUGGCUGUAGUUUUGUGAAGUAGCGACGCGCCUGCCGUUUGACGGCGGUGACGCAGUGCGGUCUCCGUCACUGCUGUAGUUACACACAGAGAGAGAGAGAGAGAACACGAACAAUGUAACAGAGAAUGGAUCUUCGUAAGCAUAGAACGGUGAACACCAAACCCCCGGAUGUGCCAGCUGUUCCGGGACUUUCUGAACAGAACAAAAAAAAAAACCCAGAAGAUGGCAGCAGCUGAAAGGCAGAGAGCAUAUAGACAAAGAGUGAAAGAAAAUCCAGAAAAAUACAAGCAGCGGAAAGAAGGAGACCGGUUGCGUUUUAAGCUAUGGAGAAUGAACAGAAGUGAAGAACAAGAACAGAGAGACAGAGACUUAUGUAAGCAAAGAUCAGUUUCGUUCAGAGCAAGACAGAAAGCCUCUGGUACCAAGCCUGCUUCAAAACGAACAAGGAAGCAAACACUGGCACAGGCUGAAACGUGGAGAGAAUACAAGAGGAAAGAAAGAGAAGCAAUGCCAGCACAAAAAAGACGACGAGUAAACGAAAGACGUAGAGCACUGUAUGCCCAGAAGAAGGAAGCGGAGAAGAAGGCGGAUGAGAAGAAAGCGUCUCGAAACUUGGAAAAAGCACCCUCGCUUUUUACAAGUGAAAAUGCAAGAUGGAAAGCUAUCUCAAGGUCAUUGCGAAUUCUACCACGAUCACCUGAUAAAUUUGCUCUGGUACUGUCUUCUGUCGUUGGAAAGAGCACACCAAGGAGAAAGUCAGCACUGAAAAAGAAAUGCAUCCUUAGCCCAGGCUCGAAGAAGAAACUUGCUUUCAACCGCAAACACUCAGUGAAAAACCACACACUGGAUUCCCGGAAACAAAGAUUCGACGCCUUGGAUGAAAGCACCAAGGAUCGAGUGUGGUCUUUAUCUAAGAGUUGAUGUUUCCAGAGAAUUACCUUGCUUACUUCCAAGAGAGUUAUGGAGUGUUCGUUUAAAAAAGCAUACUCUUUGUUCUGUGAAGAAAAUCCAUCAUUGAUGAUCAGCUCCAGUGCUUUCUACAAGCUUAAACCAACAAACAUCAGACCCAUGUCAGCUACAAAGCUGUUGCAGUGUCUCUGUGAAUACUGUUUUUCUUACGUAACGCGCGUCGCGGUGUCCACUCAGAUUGAUGCAGUAUUCUACUACAUGAUCAGAUGAAUUAAGUGAAAACGGUGUUUGCAAUUUUAUUGUUCCAUGUGGUAUUCAUAAACAUAGAAAGGAAUAAGAAAUACGUGCACUUA
Amblyraja radiata (thorny skate) is the source of this 1365-nucleotide messenger RNA. RefSeq names its product beta-mannosyltransferase 2-like. The transcript has 2 exons. Lineage: Eukaryota; Metazoa; Chordata; Chondrichthyes; Rajiformes; Rajidae. Bases 272 to 1024 code for a protein of 250 amino acids. The record is from RefSeq and is a predicted model, not a curated record.